Molecule: messenger RNA, 498 nt
Organism: Helianthus annuus (common sunflower)
Lineage: Eukaryota; Viridiplantae; Streptophyta; Magnoliopsida; Asterales; Asteraceae
Product: probable leucine-rich repeat receptor-like protein kinase At5g49770
Exons: 1
Coding region: 1-498 (165 amino acids)
Biological process (GO): protein phosphorylation
Cellular component (GO): membrane
Molecular function (GO): ATP binding; protein kinase activity
Source: RefSeq, a predicted model, not a curated record
AUGUAUGCCAUUUGGUUUGAUGCAGGGUUACAUGGACCCAUGUAUUAUAUGACAAACCAACUGACAGAAAAUAGUGAUGCUUAUAGCUUUGGGGUUGUAUUGUUGGAGCUAAUAACAACACGAAACCCGAUCGAGAAAGGGAAGCACAUUGUGAGAGAAGUGAAAGAAGCAAUGGAUAGAAGUAAAGAGCUAUACAACCUACAAGAUGUGCUUGACCCGACCAUCGGUUUGUCCACCCAACUAAAAGGUUUGGAAAGAUUUGUAGACAUCGCGUUGCGGUGUGUGGAAGAAACAGGAGAUCGAAGACCGACGAUGAGUGAAGUUGUGAAAGAGAUUGAGAGCAUUAUGGAAGUUGCGGGUCUUAACCUGAAUGCUGAGUCGGCAUCAAAUUCAGCUUCCUAUGGUUACACGAAUAAGGGAAGUGAACAUCCUUAUACUAAUGACAGUCUGUUUGCUUAUAGCGGUGACCAUUUCCCUACAAAGUUGGAUCCCAAGUAG